AUGGACAGUUUCGGGUUCGUCUGGGUGCAAGUGGGCCUCAGUGCGGACCGGUGUGGACUUGUCUGGGUGCAAGUGGGCCUCAGUACAAGUGGUGAGGAUCUCCAGUGUUGCGGCCUUGCGAGGUCGGGUUUUUGUGGUCUUUGUGACGUUUGGUUGGGAUUCGAGGUCGAAUCCAGUUUAGUGGGGGAGAGUUGUAACAUCCGUAGCCUUCUCUGAUCCAUCUCAGACCCAAUGGGCUACCCUCCAAUCUUCGGUGUCUCAGUUCGUCAUAGAUCAGCUCCACAACAAGCCGUCUCCGCUGCUCCUCCGACUCGGCCUCAGUCGAAACUCCCACCGUCUCCGUUCCAUUGGCGAUUACCUCUUCUGAUUUAG
Microthlaspi erraticum is the source of this 372-nucleotide messenger RNA. The record is from the annotation of a GenBank genome assembly. NCBI's taxonomy places the organism in Eukaryota, Viridiplantae, Streptophyta, Magnoliopsida, Brassicales, Brassicaceae.